Messenger RNA from Caenorhabditis briggsae, 681 nucleotides. The coding region runs from base 1 to 681 and encodes 226 amino acids. The transcript is spliced from 5 exons. The record is from RefSeq and is a predicted model, not a curated record. NCBI's taxonomy places the organism in Eukaryota, Metazoa, Nematoda, Chromadorea, Rhabditida, Rhabditidae.
AUGCAACAUCUUUUCGCCAAGUACGAGAAAAGGCUCAAGUUGAACCAUAUCACUCGGAAGACGUGGGAAGAGGAGCAAACCUUCUCGCGCGUCGGAAAAGCUGUGUUCAAAGUUCCAAGACCACCCAAGCAUAAGAAGACAUUCCGCUGGGAAAUCCAGUCGCCGAGCAAAGAAGGCAAAGCUCCACGCCCAUAUACGGUGAAAUGGACUCCACACGUCGAGAAGCCACCAAAGAUUCCGGAGCAGAUGUGGAAUAUGAAGCGUUGUUUCCAACCCCGUCGUGAUGCACGUAUUUCUUUGGCCGAUGCUACUUUUCAGCCGGAGAAAAAGUUGAAUGUCCCAGAGCAAAUUUACACUGCUGUCAAUCCUCCUGAAAUCGCUGAGAAGGACCUUCGCCUUAUGGAAGAUUUGCAAUCUUUCUUCGAGAGCUGGGAUGAUGAUAAUUAUACCGAAGAUGAACAGGAGGAACUAAUGCAAAUGGCUGUCAUCGGGCGUGUCGAAGUCUAUCAAGAGGUUUACAAGCAAACAUCGAACCCGCUUUACUUGGCCCGAGCUGUUUUUUUGAAGUUUCUGGACUUGGACCGUCUCACGGAUCUCCACAAGAUGUACCUGAUUCUCACUGAGGAGACCGAGUUUCCGAUGUGGUAUGUCGAAGGAGUUCUCCGCAAACACUAUGAAUAA